This is a messenger RNA of Aspergillus affinis, 4596 nucleotides long. RefSeq lists its product as uncharacterized. The record is from RefSeq and is a predicted model, not a curated record. Gene Ontology annotation, molecular function: protein binding. Gene Ontology annotation, biological process: deadenylation-independent decapping of nuclear-transcribed mRNA. The transcript is spliced from 3 exons. Lineage: Eukaryota; Fungi; Ascomycota; Eurotiomycetes; Eurotiales; Aspergillaceae. Bases 1 to 4596 code for a protein of 1531 amino acids. Gene Ontology annotation, cellular component: P-body.
AUGUCCACCCCCAAUGAUCUUCAGGCUCUCCUGGCCAGCAUCAGGCCCCGCCCGUCUCCUUCGAACACGCCGGGUCAGGAUGCUCCCAUGCCUCCCUAUCCUCACCAGUACCAUCCGGGAUACCGCCAGCAGCACCAACAGCCGCCUUAUGAUGGCCAGAGUUUUCCUCACCCCCAUCCGCAGCUACAGCAACAUGGCUAUCGUCACCCCUCAGUCUCAUCGACCAUUCACAGCCCGUCGCCUUUGAAUACUCCACCUCACCACGGUUCGGAUAUUCUGAGCCCCAACGUUGCGACGCCUCGUGGUGAGAUGUUUCCUCAGCAGCAGCUGCAUCAACAUCAUCACCACUCCCAGCCGCCGUUGCACCAGCAUCAACCGUUGCCUCAAAACCCAGACCGGGCGGCCAAUUUGUUGAAUUUGUUGAAGUUCAACCAAUCCGGAGCUGGUCCUGCCGUCGCUGCCCAGCAACAGGUUCCUGUUGCCGGAGUCGACCAGCAGAGACCGUCUCAUGCCCACGAGCUCACUCCGGAGGACAAAAACAAGUCCGCUCACGCGAGAAACAUCUCUGCCUCGGACUUGGUCGCCUCUCUCUUUAAUCGACAGGGCGGUGCGGCUCCCCCCGUGAGACCCGCCGGCUCGCAGUAUCAUCCCGGAUCCGCCGGGGUUGGAGAAGGCUCUUCUGCCGCCCCGACCGCGGAAAACACCCAGGACAUGCUUCUGCGCUUGCUGAACCGUCCCAAGCCUGGUUAUGACAUGCCAGAGGCUCCGGUGAAGUCGAUGUCUCACUCGCCGGCUUCGGUUUCCCCCCAGAAAUCUCCUUAUCCUGAGGUGGAAUCCGGUAGCCUUCCGAUGCCGUCCGUCCAGGCCGUCGAGGAAUCUCUGGCCAUGGGUUCCCGCCCGGAGGACGUCGUGGCCGGGAAACCGGACGCGUUUGUUCCUCCUUCCAGGCCCUCCCCGGUGUCCAAGGAGUCUAUCUUCACCUAUGUCAAUCCCUUUGACCAAUUGGCCGCCGCGUCUCCCCACAAAGAGACCCCUCCGCAGGCUAAUUCCGGGAGCAGUGAGAGCUCGGCCAUUGAGGUCACUGAGACUGAAGAAAUCAACGUGACCACCGAAGUGGAACCGACUCCCGUGUACUCCAAGGGCAAGCGGGCCAAGUCGCCCCCUCUGGCCGAUGACCAAAAGCACGCGGUGAACCAGGUCGUCGACAAGCUGGUGGACCAGCUCUGCCGCGACGUAGGCGAGUCGCCGGUCGAGGAACAGCGGAACCCCGUGGCGUCGGCGGCUCACGACGACGGCGCCCAGGAGGUGCUUUCAACAGUGGCAGAGACUCUGCGUGAGACCGCUGCCGAGGCCAAGGAGAUGCUUCAAGACGAGGAUUUCCAAGAGGCCGUCAAAGAGACCGCCGCCGCGGCUAAGGAGAUUUCCAACCAGAGUAAUGGCGAGGCGCUUGCCGACAGCUGGGAAAGCGCGGAAGACAGCGCCGAGAAGGAAGAGCAGCGCGUGGUUGCUGUGCACAACUUUCCCCUGAAGCCAUUUAUCUCGAUUGCCGUGAAGGUCUACCCCGGAAAGCUGUCGGUCCUGCGGGAUGACGGCAUCAUGGACAUUGCGCGCCUGAAGAAGGAUUUUGACCAGUUAGACCGGUCCCUGACGUCGGCCACUUCGGACUAUAUUGUCUACGCCCUGGCUAAGAACGGAGGCAUCCGCAUCAUCCGCCAGGAUGACGGCAGUGACAAGCAGGUGUUCAGGGCCACUCGCGACCGCGUGUUCAACGUCGCCGUUUGCACUUCCCAGACCACGAGCGGCGUGUCCGAGGAGCAGGCCGUGCUGGGCAUAGGUGUCAGCGGCACGGUGUACUGGGCGCUGAUCUCCAAGGCCGACAAGGAUCUCUUUGAACUGGACGCUCUCGAGAGCGAGAGUCUCAUAUUCCCUCCUUUCCCGGCCUCGGACGAGAACACCUCCGGCGGCCAGCUGAAAACGCGGGCCAAACGGAGCUCUCGUCACCCUGGUCUGUUUGCCAUCGGCCGUGGCAAGAAUAUUUACGUGAUCUCUCCCCAAGCUGCCGCUAAUCCGGCUUAUGGCGUGUCGGGUAACCAGCGCACUGUCAACACCGAGAAGUUUUUCAAGGAGCGCGCCCUGAAGAUUUCCACCGGCAAGGCCGGCAAGGACUUUAUGUUCAGCGAUGAUGACACUGUCAUCGCAUCCCUCGACAAGACAGGUCGCCUCCGAUUCUGGGACAUUCGCGAGGUGGCCACCAACUCCACUUUCUUCACGAGCGGACCCAGCCCGACUGAGGUUCGUGUGCCGCUCAACACCUUCGUGACCGGCUCUCCCGCCGAGAAGUCGUGGCCUACGUCGGUCCUCUUCAUCGACAAGCUGCGGCCUUACGUGAAAUCGAUGGCGCUCCGCUACGUUCUGGUCGGAUUGAAGCAAAACCACACCUUGCAGCUCUGGGAUAUUGGGCUAGGCAAGGCUGUGCAGGAGCUCAAAUUCCCCCAUGAGAACGAGUCGGAUGCCAUUUGCAGCGUCGCCUAUCACCCCGGAUCGGGCAUCAUUGUCGUCGGUCAUCCCACGCGCAACUCGAUCUACUUCGUGCAUCUUUCGGCGCCUCGCUACAACUUGCAACCAAUGUCGCAGGCCUCGUACAUCAAGCGUUCCGCCGAGAAAGACAGCAGCCUGCCUAAGCCCGAGUCGACGGCCUGUCUGAGUGGUAUUCGCGAAAUCUCCUUCAAUGCUAAGGGCCAGCUUCGGAGCCUAGACCUGUUGCCGAUCACCAAGGCGGCGGGCGAUGACAGCAGUCUGUUCGAGCUGUACGUGAUGCACUCGCGGGGUGUGACGUGCCUGAAUAUCAAGAAGGAAGAUCUGGGCUGGAGCACGGACAACAAGAUCAUCCGCCAGGUCAACGCCCUGGAGGAGGGGCUGAUCGAGAUCUCCGAGCUCCAGACCUUCCCCACAUACGUGACAGACGAGCCUUCAAUCAAUGGUGACACCGCGUCCACUCCCUCCAAGACCGGCCCCAAGGAGGUCGCCAAGAAGGUGCCCGAGCCGACGGCCGAAUCGGUCAGCGCCGCUUCGGCCUCUGCUCUUCGCACUCAGUCUCCCACCAAGCAGCCCAGGAAGAAGGUCGGUGAGGAGCAGCCGGCCACCGAACCGGCUGUCACGGCGACCGCUUCUGAAAAGCAGGACAAGAAAAAGAACAAGAAGAAGUCCGCUGUCGAUGUGCCCGCCGCCAAGGCGCAGGAUGCUAUCCCCAGUGCGGUCUCCAGCGAAGCACCCGUGCCGGCAGCUCAACCUCCGCUUAGCGCCGAACAGAUUAACGGCAGUGACGGCUCCUCUAAGGCCACCGCUCCCGUCCCCGCCGAGACCGCGUCGCUCCCCCCUACUUCUAGUGUCGGAGUCAACGACAAUUUGGACCGACACAUGGAAGCCCUGCAGAACGGAGUCUCCACCCAGUUCAACAAGAGUCUCGGCCGCGAGAUUGAAGGCCUGUACCGCCGGUUGGAUGACGAACGGCGCAGCUGGGAUGCCGCGUCCGCAGCCAAGCAGGAUCAGGUUCUGCGCUUGGUGUCGAGCACCCUGUCUGAGAACGUAGAGAAGAAUCUCGCACGCAUUGUGUCGGACAGCAUCCGUGUGGAGGUGGUUCCCGCUCUGUCCGAUUUGACCUCCACUGCCGUUGGCAAGCAGCUGAGCAGCGUCGUUGCCCAGCAGAUGGGUGGCGUGGUUCCCCGGGAACUGCGCCAGGCUCUACCUGAAUCCGUUAGUCGCGCCGUGCAACAGCCUGAGGUGGUCAAGGUUCUGUCGGAGGCCGUGAGUCAGAAACUCACGCCCUACCUCGACGGCGAGAUUUCCAAGACCGUCAACAACGCCGUCACGCCGGCUUUCAAGAAUCUGACCGCCAGAGUCACCGAGAAGGUUGGCGCCGAUCUGGAGCGUCAAAUGCAGACACAGUUCCAGCAGUUUGGGGUCCAGCGCCAGAACGACGCCGCUAAGAUUGAUCAGCUCACGACCCUGGUUCGUGGCCUGUCCGAUACGGUUGCUUCAAUGGCCGCGGCACAGACCAACUUCCAGAAUGAAAUCUUGAAGUUGAACCAGGUUGCGGCUUCUCAGCAGGAAGAGCAGCGACGCGCCUCGCGCCAGUCCCCGGCGGCUGUCUCGUCUGCGGGACCGGCUGGCGCCAUGACGGCGGAAGACCUGGAGCUGGCGGAGAUCACCCGGUUGAUCAGUGAGCGACGAUAUGAAGAGGGUUCUGUGAAGUGGCUGCAAUCCGAUCAACAGGCCGACCUGUUCGACAACCUGUUCAUUAACCUGAACCCUUCGUACCUGACCAACCUUUCGCCCAUUGUGGCUCUGUCCGUUGGUGUUGCUGUGACAUCUUCUCUGCAAACGAACGUGCCCGAGCGUCUCGCUUGGCUGGAAGUGGUCCUGCAAACCGUGAAUCCCUUGGAUCGGGACAUCCUUGAAGUCGCACCCAGAAUCAUGUCGGUUCUGCUGCAGCGCCUCGACAGUCUGUAUAUGUCGAUUGCGCAGAACGCACCGCACGAUCCCAUUCUUCGGAAGAUUCCUCCCCUUUCGCGUCGUGCCCGAGCGCUUCAGGGAUAG